Molecule: messenger RNA, 576 nt
Organism: Soboliphyme baturini
Lineage: Eukaryota; Metazoa; Nematoda; Enoplea; Dioctophymatida; Soboliphymatidae
Source: the annotation of a GenBank genome assembly
AUGGGUUUCAAGUCUGGUCUUGCAAGUGACAGCUGGCCAUGGAUGUCUUUGGACGACGCCAAUAAAAUGGUACAUCGACUCUGCGGACCCUGGCGUGAGGCAGGCGAUGUGACUGGCUCUGAGGUCGAAUGCGAGCAAGUGGUUGAAGGACAUUCGCCGUACUUUCGAAGGACUUCGAAUCGCUCGAUCACUGGCCAUCAAAUGGGGAAGGCAGAUGGUCUUACGGUUCGCCGGGCUACAACAAGCAUGAAGAGUAAGGACCUGUUGGUGUUCUUGAUGAUUCUAUGCCUUUUGACAAUCCCGUUUAUUUUCGCCUACAACAACCUGAUGUAUGGUGUGUCGUACGAGGAUCAGCAGGAAAUAGAUGACGACUUCAUCGCCGACUAUGACGCGUACGACGAACGACUGAUCACUCACAUUCGCAGCUACUACCUACGACCACCAGGGGAUCGUUCUGAACCAUACAAUCUGCUGAACAUGAACCACCAGGAUUACUCACAAAAGAAGCAGUCGCUACUCAGAGACAAGGUACUGAAGGGAAAGCAGAAUGGCUUUUUCGUUGAAGCGGGAGCAUAA